Messenger RNA from Thecamonas trahens ATCC 50062, 1126 nucleotides. RefSeq names its product GTP-binding protein 128up. Bases 23 to 1126 code for a protein of 367 amino acids. The transcript has 3 exons. Lineage: Eukaryota; Apusomonadida; Apusomonadidae. Gene Ontology annotation, cellular component: cytoplasm. The record is from RefSeq and is a predicted model, not a curated record. Gene Ontology annotation, biological process: cytoplasmic translation. Gene Ontology annotation, molecular function: GTPase activity; GTP binding.
GGGGGGGGAGAGACGAGCAACCAUGUCGACCAUCUUGGACAAGAUUGCGGAGAUUGAGAAUGAGAUGGCGAGGACGCAGAAGAACAAGGCAACGGCCAAGCAUCUGGGACUGCUCAAGGCCAAGCUGGCCAAGCUCAAGUCGGAGCUGUUGCUGCCAAAGUCGUCGUCCAAGGGAGCUGGUGAUGGAUUUGAUGUGACCAAGUCGGGAGAUGCACGUGUGGGUAUGAUCGGCUUCCCCUCGGUGGGAAAGUCGACUCUGCUCUCAAAGCUGACAGAGACAGAGUCGGCUGUCGGUGCUUAUGAGUUUACCACCCUCACUGCUGUCCCUGGUACCGUCGUGGUCCAUGGCACUCGCAUUCAGCUCGUUGAUCUGCCGGGUAUCAUCGAGGGCGCAAAGGAUGGCAAGGGCCGUGGGCGCCAGGUCAUCUCCACUGGCCGGACCUGUGACCUUAUUCUCAUUGUCCUCGACGCCAUGAAGCCGCUGACGAUCAAGAACAUCAUCGAGAACGAGCUUUCGGGCUUUGGCAUCCGGCUCAACAAGACGCCGCCGGACAUUUCGUUUGUCAAGCGCGAGCGCGGCGGACUCAACUUUACAUGCAUGAACUCGAACGCGACGCUCGACGCGGAGACGGCGCACGCGAUCUGCAAGGAGUACAAGAUCAACAACGCGUCGAUCACGGUGCGUUCUGCGGCCAACGCCGAGGAUCUCAUCGACGUCAUUGAGGGCAACCGGGUGUACAUUCCGGCGCUGUACGUGCUCAACAAGGUCGACGGGCUGUUCAUCGAGGAGCUCGACGUCAUCACCGAACACAUGCCCGACGCCGUCCCGGUCUGCGCCGACCACGAGUGGGGCCUGGACGAGCUGUUGGAGCGGGUGUGGGAGAAGCUGAGCGUGACUCGGGUCUAUACCAAGCCCAAGGGCCAGCUUCCGGACUACAACGAGCCGGUGGUGCUCCGCGGCGAGCGCCGGAGCGUGGAGGACUUUUGCCGCCGCAUCCACAAGGACUUUGUCAAGUCGUUCAAGUACGCGUGGGUGUGGGGCAAGUCUGUGCAGCACAACCCGCAGCGGUGCGGCCUGAGCCACGUUCUGGAGGACGAAGACAUUGUGCAGAUUGUGCGCAAGUGA